UGUCGGCGUGGUCCAGAAGGCUCAGCGGGGCUGUACAAGGCCAGUUGCUAGGCAAGGGGUGCUUCGGUCAGCUGCCACCUGGGCCACUGCCAAAGGAAGUGGGUACCCCAUUCGGAAAGUGGUUAUAGUACCUCCCCAUUCCUUCGCGCAGCAAAAUCUCUUACGCUAAUUUGCUUUUUGCAGGGGCGAGAGAAGGAAGAGUAGUGGGGUAGGAAUGCACCUCCUUUGGGUCUCUCACAACCUCUUCCCAAAUCUCCCCAACAAACAGUACCUGAUACGGAAAUCUCCACCGAGGGUAAUCGCAACCACGGGACGGGUCAGAGGUGACAGGCUUCAGGGACCACACCUCUGUCCAUGCCCAGACCUUCCACAGCUGAAACCAGGAGAGAGAUGAGCGCUGCCCCAGCCCUAAUAGGGCAUUAAGGUGUAAGGGGAGAUUGGUUCAGUUUCCUUCUCCUGACUUUUCCUACCUUCCAGCCCUCAGAUUCAUUGCUACCUCGAGACCCUCACCAUGCCUCACAUCGACAACGAUUUGAAACUGGACUUCAAGGAUGUCCUACUGAGGCCCAAGCGCAGCACCCUUAAGUCUCGAAGUGAGGUGGAUCUCACAAGAUCCUUUUCAUUUCGGAACUCAAAGCAGAUGUACACAGGAAUCCCCAUCAUUGCCGCCAAUAUGGAUACUGUGGGCACCUUUGAGAUGGCCAAAGUUCUUUGUAAGUUCUCCCUCUUCACUGCUGUCCAUAAGCACUACAGCCUCGAGCAGUGGAAAGAGUUUGCAACUCAGAAUCCUGACUGUCUUGAGCAUCUGGCUGCCAGCUCAGGCACAGGCUCUUCUGACUUUGAGCAGCUAGAACAGAUCCUAGAGGCUAUCCCUCAGGUGAACUAUAUCUGCCUGGACGUGGCAAAUGGCUACUCAGAACACUUUGUUGAAUUUGUAAAGGACGUGCGGAAGCGCUUCCCCCAACACACCAUCAUGGCCGGGAAUGUGGUAACAGGAGAGAUGGUGGAAGAGCUGAUCCUCUCUGGGGCUGACGUCAUCAAAGUAGGCAUUGGGCCAGGCUCUGUGUGUACCACAAGGAAGAAAACUGGAGUGGGGUAUCCGCAGCUUAGUGCAGUAAUGGAGUGUGCAGAUGCUGCUCAUGGCCUCAAAGGCCACAUCAUUUCAGAUGGAGGCUGCAGCUGUCCUGGGGAUGUGGCCAAGGCUUUUGGGGCUGGGGCUGACUUUGUGAUGCUUGGUGGCAUGCUGGCUGGACACACUGAGUCAGGUGGAGAAUUCAUCGAGAGGGAUGGCAACAAGUACAAGCUCUUCUAUGGCAUGAGUUCUGAAAUGGCCAUGAAGAAGUAUGCAGGGGGUGUGGCUGAGUACAGGGCCUCAGAGGGAAAGACAGUGGAGGUACCCUUUAAAGGGGAUGUGGAACAUACCAUCCGAGACAUCCUUGGAGGGAUCCGUUCUACAUGUACCUAUGUGGGAGCAGCUAAACUGAGAGAGUUGAGCCGGAGAACUACCUUCAUCCGCGUCACCCAGCAGGUGAAUCCAAUCUUCAGUGCUGAGAGCUAGACCCAAGGAGUUCUACCCUCCCAAGGCACCGGCACCCCACCACGGGGCCUUCCAAGUGGGCCUCUUGCCAGUUCCGGCUACUAUGGCUAUCUACUACUAGUCGUUUCCUGUUGUCUCACUCCUGAGGGCUCCUGCAGUAACUCUGCACUACUCGAUCUACACACAAAAUACCAAGAGGCUCACUGGGGAGGGAGCAAGGAAGACAGUCUGAGAAAAUAAAGUAAAAUAAUCAACUGGGAAUCUGGGGACCUAACAUCCUGAAGAUUAUUAGAAGGAAAAGAGGCUGAUUCAUAACAGUGUUUUAUAUGACCUUGGUCUGGAAGAGGCAGGAUAUUUAGAAUCAUGUUUUGUUAAUCAGCUUCAUUAAACGAGACCUUUGACUAUCUAAAAUUUAAAGUUCAGAAGCUGUGUUUACAUAUUUGAAAUAGCCCAGUAAACAGAGAGCCCA
Messenger RNA from Trichechus manatus latirostris (Florida manatee), 2006 nucleotides. It is a transcript of the gene GMPR2, whose product is annotated as guanosine monophosphate reductase 2. Gene Ontology annotation, biological process: nucleotide metabolic process. Gene Ontology annotation, molecular function: GMP reductase activity. The coding region runs from base 512 to 1558 and encodes 348 amino acids. The transcript has 9 exons. Gene Ontology annotation, cellular component: GMP reductase complex. The record is from RefSeq and is a predicted model, not a curated record. NCBI's taxonomy places the organism in Eukaryota, Metazoa, Chordata, Mammalia, Sirenia, Trichechidae.